Messenger RNA from Juglans microcarpa x Juglans regia, 1449 nucleotides. Its product is annotated as nuclear pore complex protein NUP35. Gene Ontology annotation, molecular function: single-stranded DNA binding; phospholipid binding; structural constituent of nuclear pore. Gene Ontology annotation, cellular component: nuclear pore nuclear basket; nuclear membrane; nuclear pore central transport channel. NCBI's taxonomy places the organism in Eukaryota, Viridiplantae, Streptophyta, Magnoliopsida, Fagales, Juglandaceae. The transcript has 4 exons. The record is from RefSeq and is a predicted model, not a curated record. Gene Ontology annotation, biological process: NLS-bearing protein import into nucleus; regulation of DNA-templated transcription; nuclear pore organization. Bases 182 to 1177 code for a protein of 331 amino acids.
ACCGUCGUGAAGUUUUGAAUUGGAUUGAGGUUUAGGGUUUCGUUCCAUUCAGAGCAGCUCUGUUCUCGAGCUGUUUUUGGGAGGGAAAACCCCCACACCCUCCACAUUUCAAAAAUCCUAUUCGAUUCUACCUAGCUCAAUCCCAAAUCCCUCCAGAUACUGCAUUUCAGAUUUUAAAAUUAUGAACACCACAGUACAGAGAACGCCCAGAUCCGGGAGACAGUCAUUAUUUUUCCAGGAUUUGGCAUCUCCCAUUUCUGCCAGGAAAGGAAAAUUUUCAAGUCCAGGCCAAGCAGCUGCAGUAUCUGCUCUAUGGCGUGAGAAUUUCGCAGGGACAGAUCUUCCACCUCCUCCUGUUUAUACCUUGGAAGACCGCUCAGACUUUUCCCCUGAAUCUGGGAUUCUAGAUUACCCAAUGUCUCCAGAAGUCAAAUCAGACCCCAGAACUCCACUCCAGAGUUCUGGUCAGAGCUUCCCAACACUGGGGAAAAACAAAUCAGAGACAAGCACUUCCUAUGCCCUAAUGGGUCCACAGCAAAACCAACAGGGUUCUGCAGGUUUUAAUUGGUGGUCACCUGCAAAGAGCGGUAGUGAGCAAGAUGAGAAAGGAAAGGGCUCGCCUGUUGAGGGUGUGGUUCAGCCUGGUGCUUUGAUCACACUUCCACCUCCAAGAGAGGUUGCAAGACCAGAGAUGCAGAGGAAUUCCGUGCCUGUAGGGAACCUCAACGAGGAGGAAUGGGUUACCAUUUAUGGGUUUUCCCCAGCUGACACUAAUUUAGUAUUGAGGGAGUUUGAAAAAUGUGGUGUGAUUUUGAAACAUAUUCCUGGUCCAAGAGAUGCUAACUGGAUGCACAUUCUGUAUCAGAAUCGAUUUGAUGCUCAGAAGGCUCUCAUCAAGAAUGGCAUGCAAAUCAAUGGGGUACUAAUUGUAGGCGUCAAGACAUUGGAUCCAAUGCAACGCCGGGCUUUGGAUGAAAGGCUAAGCAAUCAGGGAUUCAUGACUUUACCACCACCUCCACCAUCUGCAAAAUCCUCAGACUUGAACACGUUGAGGUCCCCUACUCGUCCCUACUAUCUUCAAAAUGGCAAUACCAGUGCGCCAAAGUCGGGAGGGGCCAUUGCUUCCCCAACAAAAUCUUUGGUGUCCAAAAUCAUGGAUUUGAUGUUUGGAGUUUAGGCCAGCCAAGUGGCUUUGUGCCGUUUAGAUAUAAGCAAAUAUGCAACAACACAGGCAAUUUGAAAUACGAGAGUUUUUGCACUUGUAAGCUUGAAGCAGGUUUUUUUCCCUCUCUUUUCCUCCCAGCGAGAUACGUUUGGUCUUUUUGUUAAAAAUCGUGAUAAUUGAAUGUACCAUUCACUUCGUGGUGGAUAUGUGUCAGUAUGUAACAUUCACCAUUUUCUGAUGUUAAAACACAGAUGCGUUAGCAUAUGAACAUUUGAGUUCUAAUA